Oikopleura dioica is the source of this 3987-nucleotide messenger RNA. Lineage: Eukaryota; Metazoa; Chordata; Appendicularia; Copelata; Oikopleuridae. The record is from the annotation of a GenBank genome assembly.
AUGUCGCGAUGCGCCGAGAGGCAAGACCCAAAUCAGGCCGUCUUCGCUGAAUUAUCGAGCUCGAACGGCCUGUCAAAGGAAACGCUCAAGAACAAGAAAGAAGAGGUUUUGCGAUUGGAGCUUUUCUUUAAUGAAGUCAAUUGUUUGCCGCACUUGGCGCAAUUUUCAAAUCUUUCGCAAGUGAUUUUCUUCGGAACAGACAUUUCUCACAUGGACAAAAUCGAUUUCAACCCGAGCCUCAACGAGUUGUGGCUUUGCGAGUCACGCCUCAAGCGCAUCCCCAAAUUGACAAACUGCGAGUCGCUCCAGGUUUUGUAUGUUUACGGAAACCAGAUCAGCCGAGUGGAAAAUUUGGAUCAUCUCUCGCGCCUUGAAUUCUUGUCCCUCGCUCAAAAUCAGCUCACAUCAACGAGGGGCUUUGAAAAGCUCGCGGAACUCAGCGACCUAAACAUUGGAGCGAACGACAUAAAAUUUAUUGGAGAAGAAAUUAGGUUAAACAAGAAACUUUCGAAGCUGGACAUUUCCGGGAAUCCGAUCGAGAGCGUUGUCCAAUUGAGUCCCCUAGCAUAUCUCAACCUGCAAGAACUCAACAUAAGCAACCCACUGUAUCCACAAUCGCCGCUCUGUCGACAGCAGAAUUAUCAGCUUCAGAUAUUUUACACAUUACAAUCACUCAGAUUCCUCAAUGGAGAAGAAAUUCCGAAAGAUAUGACAGCAGAAGCGGUCAAGAUUUUAAGCAGAAAACAUUCUUUCUAUCGAAUGAAGAAACGCAUUCUCAGGAGGACUCUUCCCAGUAUUAUAAAAGGUAUACAAAAAAUUGCACAGAAAAGACUCGCGGUCCCGCUUUCCUCACGCCGCGAGUUGCAAGCCGAGCUUUAUCGCCUUGAGAGCAUCUUUAUUGAAAACAACGAAGAGAACACUGUCUACGAAGCGCGAAUCAAAAACAAAAUUAAGCAUCUUACCGAUCGGCUGGAGCACUGGGAGAACGUCUACAAAAGGAUAAAAUUCGAAGAAAAACGUGCGAUACAGUCAGUGAGAGAUAAAUUCCAAGUGGACGAAGAAUUACUGAGACUGGAGCUGCAGUCCGGCGGGAACUUACGAUUUGAGGAUAUUUAUGAGCCGGAAGAAGAGGACGGAAAAGAACCGAGUCAGGUCAAACAAAUUUGGAAUCAGAUGGAAAAUCUUCUGACUAAAACAGUGAGCGAAGUACGCAUGGAUAAAAGAAAGUCAGCUUUGGGCGUUGAAAACUUCAAGCUGAAUAGAAUCACGAAAAUUUUCCAUCGGCCAAAGAGGCUUGCUUUUGAUGAAGAGCUUGAUGAGGUCAAUGAGACUUCUCAGUUUGUCAUUCCUCAGACUUACGCCUUCGUCCAAUCUGAUCCGAGCGACAUCGAAAAGACCACCGAACUCAUUGAGAACGGCUGCUCAAAAGACAACCUUGUUCUCUGCACUUCACCAUUCGACGCUGAUGUCCGCUUUCAUAAAAACUACAAUAAAUCAGAAGCCAUCUCGACCGCACAACUCAUCGUUUGCCGCGCUUAUAUGGGCAAGAGCACUCCAAUGACAACUUCUACAAACGAAAAAGUCAAUCCAAGGCAUUUUUCACACAGCGACUCGGUCUAUGAAGAUACGAAAAGCGGGAGAAAAUUUACGCUCUUUGACUCCAACUAUUUAUGUCCAGAGUAUCUCAUCGAUAUUGAGUAUGUUAACCAGUCACAUUUAAUCAAAUCAAUACCACUGACAGAAGCAGAGAAGCAAACGUACGCCGAGACACCCGUCAGAACACUCCAGGACGAAGAUAAAGACCUGUCCGCGUUGAGCUGCGCUCCAAUAACACUGGACAAUGCUCCAACGAUACUUGAGCUUAUUCCAUUCGAGACGUCUGCGCUUACUGAUCUGUCCCUGGUCGGAUUAAACUUGUCGGAGUUACCGAACUUGACCACUGUGCCGAAUCUACAUGUACUCAAUCUAGCGUGCAACAAAUUGACGAGCAUUGGAAAGAGCAUCAGAAACUUACGACAUUUGCGAAGCUUGAACCUCUCUGUAAACGAAAUCACUUCCGUGGAUCUUCCUGAGCUGAAAAAUGUAACGAUGCUUGACCUGAGCUGGAAUCGCCUUCGCCAGUAUGCAUCUCUUAUCAAUCAUCUGAGAAAGAAGACGCCGUGCUUAGAAUCUCUUUCACUCGACUGGAACGCGAUAACUUACGACGAUGCGAUUCUUGUGCAUGCGCUCACUAAACUCACGCAGCUGAGCAUUUUCAAUGGAAAGAGAAUCACUUCAGAGAAUAGAGCCGCGGCACAGAAGCUCAUCCUCUCCUCUGAAAUGGUCCAGCGCCUGGGAAGAAGCGGUGAAAUGAAUAGUUACGCAGAUCUGGCGAAUGCAGCAAGGUUCUUGAGAGAUUUCGGACACCCAGAAAAUAUUGGAACGAAGAUCACCUCGCUAUGUAUAGACGAACUGGGCUUAGUUAACAUUUCAAUGCUUCGGAAUCUCGCGAACUUAAAGUUUCUCUCAGCGCGCGACAACAAAAUAUCAGAUGUCUCAGUUCUUCUUUCUUGCACGAAAUUGCGUCAGAUUGAUCUUGGGAACAACGAGAUCUCGUCAAUCAACAAGAUUCUCAAUAAUCUUCCGUUCAUUCAAGAUCUCGACAUUUCAUUCAAUUCAGUAGAGGACAUCAAUGUCGAGUCAACUCUUCAAGCAUUGAAAUCAAUCAACGCCAGUGGAAAUCGUCUUACUUCGAUCAAAUCUUUCCGAAAUCUCACAAACGUCAUUGAAAUCUAUUUGUCCCAUAACAAACUUGGCGAUGCGAACGAGUUGGCGCACUUGAAAAUCUGUGAGAAGCUAGAAGUUCUGGACAUUGAAGGAAAUCCGCUGUCAUCGAAGGAAGAUUGUAACUUGUUUAUACUGUUCCAUCUUCAGCAGCUCAAGUCGCUCAAUGGGCUACCUGUUCGGCUCAAAGACAUCGCGAGAGCAUCGGAUAUCUUUGGCGGACGAUUGACAAAUGAUUUCUUGAUCGAAAAAUUUGGCUACAUAAAUGGGCAAGCGACAGUGAAUUUGAAAGAGAUCGAUGAUCUGGACCUUCAAGAAUGCGAGAUUCGAUCAGUUCACCUGGAUGUCUCCCAGCUCAUCAGUUUGACAUCUUUAAACUUGAUCGGAAAUCAGCUUGUCCACUUCUCUGGUCUGGUCGAACUCAAGUUGUUGAAAACGCUUUGUCUGAGCAAAAACAACAUUGAGUCCGUCUUCCCACUAACGAAGCAGCAGCGCAAUCAGAUGACCCGUUCUCAGUACAGUCAAGCCGGUCAAUCCAAAGCUGACUCCUACUUGAUCAAAGAAACAGAAAGCAUAAUGCCGAGUCUGGAAGUUCUUCAUUUGGGCUCGAAUAAGAUCAAAGACAUGACGCUCUUGCAGCUUCACAGGUUUCCUUCCUUGCGAUCGCUUUUCUUGGAAUCGAACGAUAUCAUGAAAGUUGACGGAUUAGACGGCUGCUCAAACUUGAGACAUUUGGUGCUGGACAAGAAUCGAAUCAAAAACAUUGACCAGACGAGCUUUCAAUCAAUGUGGCGACUGGAAGAGCUUCACAUGGACUCCAACCGCGUUUCUGAUCUGAACCAUCUGCGCGCGCUAGUCAAUCUCAAGAGACUGUACCUCGGCGUUAACAGAAUCGCGGAAGUUGAAGAAAUCACCAAACUUCGACCUCUGACGCAUCUCAAAGAAAUUUCAAUGAUUGGAAAUGGUGUCUCGCGAAGAAUGCUUCACCGUCCUUGUCUGAUUUGGCACGUGCCAAGCAUCGAAAACAUUGAUGGGAUCAAAGUCUCGAGGGAGGAACGCUUCAAUGCUGAGAGCUACUUCAUGGAACAAGGCCAUGAGAGAGCGUACCACAUCUUUGAUCAGCAAGUCGAUGUCAGCUACAGUAACUCGAAGACGAGCGGUUCCUCGCACAUCAUGUACAAGGGCGAUAAGAUCACUCCGUCGGAAAGCUUCUUCAAAAAGUAA